Anthostomella pinea is the source of this 822-nucleotide messenger RNA. NCBI's taxonomy places the organism in Eukaryota, Fungi, Ascomycota, Sordariomycetes, Xylariales, Xylariaceae. The record is from the annotation of a GenBank genome assembly.
AUGUUUGCCGGGUUUGCCGUUUGCCCGUACGAGACGCAUGGGAAGCGUCGACAAGCGUCGAGACCACGUUCUGGAACCCCCAACCGAGGCCUGACACUGUCACCAAAUGCAUAUGCAGUGCCUUCGCUCUUAUCAUCUGUCGAGGACCGCAAAGAUAGUCGGUUGGGGGUUCUCGUCUCCUACAGAGACGUGGGAUACGGCCGGGCUGCUUGGGCCUUCGUCGUUUGCAUCCUCAUCCCCCUUGUGUGGACGAUUCCGAUCGGCAUCGUGCAAGCCAUCACGAACAUCCAAUUGGGGUUGAACGUCCUGACCGAGUUCGUCGUCGGCUACAUGUUACCCGGACAUCCCGACGACCAGCCCAACGGCUAUUCCUGUCCAGGUGGCAAGGUGUUCUAUACCGCUUCCAUCAUCUGGGGCGCCAUCGGGCCAGCCCUCAUAACCUGGUUCCUGGCCCGCCGCUACCCCAAGUCCCUAUUCCGAUAUGUCAACGUGCCCCUUAUAUUCGGCGGAGCGGGUUACAUACCACCGGCGACGGCCUACAACGAUCUGUGCUGGGGCGCUGUUGGCAUGACGUUCAACUACUUCAUCCGCCGGCGAUGGACGCCUUGGUGGCUGCAGUACAAUUACGUGACAUCGGUUGUGCUGGACUGCGGCCUCGUGGUGUCGACGAUCAUCAUAUUCUUCACUCUGUAUCUCACUUCGGCUCAACCUCCACAGUGGUUCGGCAAUGUCCAAGUGUACAACACCCUCGACCAGACCGCGUCGGCUAUCAAGAGCGUCGUGGCUGACGGGGAAACGUUUGGCCCGGCGAGUUGGCCGUGA